Messenger RNA from Hyalella azteca, 790 nucleotides. RefSeq names its product lactosylceramide 4-alpha-galactosyltransferase-like. The coding region runs from base 347 to 790 and encodes 147 amino acids. The transcript has 6 exons. Gene Ontology annotation, molecular function: hexosyltransferase activity. The record is from RefSeq and is a predicted model, not a curated record. Gene Ontology annotation, biological process: glycosphingolipid biosynthetic process. Lineage: Eukaryota; Metazoa; Arthropoda; Malacostraca; Amphipoda; Hyalellidae.
UGUUUUGUGGCUUACAAUAGCGGAACACUUGUGAGUUUUAAAGUGGUUCCCAAACUACAGGGAAUCGAUCAGUUGCUGUCUUGAACGCGGUUUAACGCAGACGGUGUUUAGUUGUAUCCACACGCACGCCUCGCUGCUGUCGCACCGCCUGAAGCUCCUGACACUGGCGGGGCUGGCGGUGCUGACGUCGGCCGCGUACUACGCCGGUUUUGCCAGCGCUCCGCUCAGCUUGUCGUCGGCGGCGGAAGCAAGAGACGCAGUAAAGCGCGUGAAUUUUUCUGCGGUAAAACUGCUGGAGUUUGACGCGGACGUGGUGCCAGAUGUCGCGGCGUCCAACGUCUACUUGAUGGAGACGUCGCAUGCAGCAGCUGUGCCUCCUAGGGGGCUCUGUGGGCUGGAGAGUUACUGCAAAGUAAAUCCACAAGCAACCGUGUGGUUCUUGGUGACGGCUCAGCCCUUAGAACCCUCGACGCUGGCAGCCUUGAAGGCUCUUCAGGCCGCCUACCAGAACUUGUGGGUGGCUCAUGUGAACUUCACCUCGCUUUUUGAGGGAACUCCGCUGCUAGAACUUUAUCACUCCAAAAAGUUCAAUAACACUUCGCACAAAAUCCACAACCUGAGCGACAUGAGCCGCGUGGCGCUGGUGUACAAGUUCGGAGGUCUGUACUCGGACAUGGACGUCAUCGCCCUGCGCCCUCUGGUGGGCGCCACCAACUUCAUCGCGCUGGAGGUACCGCAAGCCAAACUUUAUGCUACAGGGACAACUGCGGAACAUAUAGCAUAUAACUAA